CUAAUCUCUAUAUAAAUGUUCACAAAAACGUAGCUAGCUAAGAUAUUAAUUAGUUGAAGAGGUCAUAUCAAUAUAUCAUGGCAAACUCUAGCUUUGUUAUUACUUCACUCUUUAUACUUUCAAGUAUAAGCAGCCUUGUAAUUCAAACUAAAGCUUACCGCCAUUAUCCUCAGCCUGAUGCGAGAGCAAGCUUAUUUAUUUUUGGUGAUUCGCUUUUUGAUGCUGGAAAUAAUAACUACAUCAAAACUAUAGGCCAGGCCAAUUAUUAUCCUUACGGUGAAACUUUCUUCAAGUAUCCAAGUGGUAGAUUUUGUAAUGGUAGACUCAUCUCAGAUUUUAUUGCUGAAUAUGCUAAGUUACCUUUCAUUCAACCAUAUUUGUACCCUGGAAACCAUGAUUAUAGAAAUGGGGCCAACUUUGCCUCAGCAGGAUCUGGUGCUUUGUUUGAGACUGGAAGAGGAAUACUUGUGAUAGAUCUUAAUACUCAACUUGAAUAUUUCAAGAAUGUUAGCAAUGAGCUGAGGAAGCAAAUAGGGGAUGCAGAUGCAAAAGCCUUGCUUUCAAGAGCUGUUUAUAUCUUCAGUGUUGGGAGCAACGAUUACUCAUUCCCUUUUCUUAGAAACGUCACCGUUCCUAACACCCAACAGUUUGUGGGGAUGGUCAUAGGCAACUUAACUGAAGUGAUUAAGGAAAUUUACAACAUUGGAGGAAGGAAAAUGGGAUUUUUGAACUUGGAUCAUUUUGGGUGCGCUCCAUACGGUAGAGUGCUUCAAGGGGAAGAUGAUGGGGCCUGCUUCGAUAAAUUCAUACCCUUUAUAAAAUCACACAACACACAACUUUCCAUAGUGCUAAAAAAGCUGCAAACAAAGCUCAAAGGAUUCAAAUACUCAUUUGUUGACCAGUACACAUUCACGGAAGAAAGAUUAAAUCACCCUUCAAAAUACGGUUUUAAAGAAGAGAAAGUGGCAUGUUGUGGAAGUGGUCCGUACAGAGGACGUCCUAGUUGUGGAGGUAGGAGAGGAGAGAAAGAGUAUGAACUGUGUGAAAAUGUGAACGACCAUGUCUUCUUUGACUUUGGUCAUUCAACAGAGAGAUUCAACGAACAAUUUGCCACAGAAGCGUGGAAUGGAAAGCUUAAUAAUGGGUCAGGGUCUUAUAGUCUCAAACAAUUAUUUGAGUAGGAGUGGAGACCUUCCUUAAUUUCAUUUGUGUGUCGUUUUGUACUUGUAUUUUUUAUUUCCUUUUUUUUCGCUAGUUGAUGUUCACCUUAAUUGGUUGCUUGCUUGGGUUCACAUUCUAAUACUAUUUUUCAUUUUUAAAUUAUAAUAUUAUGCGUAAAUUAAUAAAUUUAAAAAUAGAAACCAGUUUACGAUAAUUUGUCUGAACAUUUAUAAAGGGAAAUUUGAUUUUCUAUGCUUAGAAAAUCAAAAAAUUUGAUUUUUAAACCAAUAAUUAAAACCCUAAAAAAACUAUACCUUUUUUUUCAAAACCCCAAAAAUACCCCCAAACUAAAACUAUCUCUCUUUCUCUCUCUAUCUAGCCGGUCACAAUAAUCCCACACCCCAGGUCCGAUGGUCGGACCAUGGGGUCCGAUGGGGUCCGACCAAUCGGACCCCA
Cannabis sativa is the source of this 1617-nucleotide messenger RNA. RefSeq names its product GDSL esterase/lipase 1-like. The transcript has 4 exons. Gene Ontology annotation, biological process: lipid metabolic process. Gene Ontology annotation, molecular function: lipase activity. The record is from RefSeq and is a predicted model, not a curated record. The coding region runs from base 78 to 1181 and encodes 367 amino acids. Lineage: Eukaryota; Viridiplantae; Streptophyta; Magnoliopsida; Rosales; Cannabaceae.